This is a messenger RNA of Arabis nemorensis, 366 nucleotides long. The record is from the annotation of a GenBank genome assembly. NCBI's taxonomy places the organism in Eukaryota, Viridiplantae, Streptophyta, Magnoliopsida, Brassicales, Brassicaceae.
AUGGUAGAGGGACUUAGGCAGGUUUUUGGACAACAACCACCACCAGCCGGAAUGGCGGGGAAUAUGCCAGAGCGUAAUAUUGAGGAUGAGAACAAGCUGCUUAAGUGUGCCUCGCAGAAGACUCUUAAGGCAGUGGAACCGUCGAGGCAACAGCAUGAUAACCGAGGAUCUACAUCUGGAAAGGACAAAGGGGUAUUGUGUACUCGGUGUGGAAAAAGCCACGGUGGACCUUGUAUGAACUCUACUGGGUUGUGUUUCAACUGUGGACAGCCAGGACAUACUAAAGCAACAUGUAGGAAGUUCAUGGGAACAUGUCACAAGUGUGGUAAGGUGGGGCAUCGCGCCAUGGACUGUAGGGUAAGGUAG